CCUUAAUGCUUCGAGCUUAGCUCAGGUUAGCUCGCCUCGCGGUCGCAGCGGCAGUUGGUAGGAGGAGGCAAGCAGAGGCAGCGUCGCAGCUACCCGCGCCUCGAUCCCACGAAUCCUACGGGGGAAGAAAAUCAUCUUCGUUACUGGAAAAAGGAAAUCUGUUUCUCCUCCGCUGUUGAUUGCUUCUGUUAGAGCUGGAGGGGGAGGGAGAGGUCGAGGAGAACGAAUCGGGAAGGUGUUCACAGGACAGUGGGUACAGCAGUAGUUAUUGUUUCCUGUUAUCUGCUGCAGCAAGAGGAUACAAACUACAAAGGGUUUAUAAAGAGCUGAAAGAGUAUGGACAAAAGCAGCUCAGUCUGAAGCUACGUUAACACAUCAGUAUUGGAGGCAUGUAUAAGAAUCAGCUCCAAGAGCUUGCUCAGAGGAGCUGCUUCAAUUUACCAUCCUAUGCGUGCAUCCGCGAGGGGCCAGAUCAUGCGCCCCGGUUCAAGGCCACAGUUAAUUUCAAUGGAGAAACGUUUGAGAGCACGGCAUUUUGUUCUACUUUGCGGCAGGCAGAGCAUGCGGCAGCUGAGGUAGCACUCAACGAGUUAUCUAAGAGGGGGCCUUCAUCGACGCUGGCUGCAAAAGUUCUGGAUGAAACUGGGAUCUACAAGAAUCUACUUCAAGAAACUGCUCAUCGAGCUGGUUUAAAACUUCCCGUGUACACUACUAUUCGAUCUGGGCCAGGUCAUACGCCUGUGUUUACAUGCACGGUAGAGUUGGCUGGAAUGACAUUUACUGGCAAUCCUUGCAAGACCAAGAAGCAAGCUCAAAAAAAUGCUGCAAUGGCUGCCUGGUCCGAAUUGAAGCAAUUGCCCCGAGUAGGUGAGCCGUCAUCCUCAUCUUGUCCACCCGAUCAGGAUGAUGAGGAGCAGGAACAGGUCUUAGUUACUCGUGCUCUUGCAAGCUUGAACCAGGCAAAUGAUGGCAAGAUGCUACAUCAGAAGGAAAAACAGCAAAGCAAUAACCGUCCGUCAUCACGGAGAUCUUAUCCUAAGCCAAAUAUGUCAUCCUACCGAUCGCAUUUACAUAAUCAGCCUUAUCCUAGCAUUCCACCGGAGCAAGCAAUGUACCAUAUGUGGCAUCGUGUGCAAGCAACACAGCCGACACCUCACUUUUCAGUGGUACCAACUAUGGGCAGUACAAGAUUUCCACCGACAGCAGCUAUGCUCUCCAUGUACCCUCCACCUCGAGGGCAAUUUGCCUCUCUGGCUAACCAGGAUUCUUUAGGUCUUCUUCCAUGUUUUCCUGAAGCUGCUCCUGCCCUCCCGCGGUACUUCCCACCUUACCCUGUCUCGUAUAUGCCAAGAAGUCCUUUGCUUGCUACUGUGAACAGAAAUAAUGGGAAAAGGCAAGAGUGUACUGAAACAGUUAAGCUUCUUGAUGCUGCCGUCUUCUCUCAAUACACUUCUUCAGAUUCUUCUAGCACAACAGAAUAUGGUCGUACACGCAAGGUUCAAGAACCACCAAAAAAUAGGGAAGAAGACUGUACUAUGAGUAGUGCUUCCCCUGAGGAAGAAAAUAAAUCUCCUCUCACCGUCUCAAGCUCUACCACACAUGCAUCAUCACAAAAAUUGGAGCCAAACGAAGAUAAAGAAACCUUGGGCAGUAAUCAGGCAGAGGCAAAGAAGCCCCAAGAACAACAGCCAAAGUCAUCACAGUCUUGGGUUAGUCCUUCAGUUCCGCCAUGCGGUCCAAUCCAGCGAAAGCAUUAUACUAGCUCCGUUCAGCAUGGUGAGCUUAUCCACAGAAAUAAUCCUCCUCAGACUGGUCUGCCUGCAUUGCCAGAGUUGUGGUCUUCCGGCUUACAAGCUCCAUCCAGAUUUGGAACUGCAGUUCCUGUAAACUCACCAGGUUCAGUAUAUCAGCAGCAGCCUCCUUGGUUGGCCGCCCCUGUUACAGUCAGAACUGCUGUUCCUGUUUGCUCGGCGAGGCCAAAUGUGGUGAAUACUACUGCUAGUGCAGCUCAAAUAAGACCCGUUGUCCAGAGCCGCUCGACUCCAGCUAGAGAGGUGAGCCAGAACCUGACAGGAAUAACGGGCACAGAGACCCGAACAGCGCUGCAACAGUGAGUUCUGAACUCAAUAAGUUCCAUAUCUGAGCCACAGUUUUGCUUCUGCUGAGCUUUAGUUAGGGCUGAAACUUGGCAAUAUCUCAGUUUUGUUUCUUUUUUAUUUUUAUCUUUCUCCCCUUAUGUUUUUAGUUAGAUAGGCUGAACUCUUGAAAGAGUUGUGUGAGAGAAGCCGUGCUCGCGGUUUCCGUGCAUUUAUAUUUUACACACACCACUUCCUUAUCAAGAUUAACGAAUGAGAAUUAUAAUAUAGAGAAUGCAAAUUUCCUCA
This is a messenger RNA of Phragmites australis (common reed), 2384 nucleotides long. RefSeq names its product double-stranded RNA-binding protein 2-like. The record is from RefSeq and is a predicted model, not a curated record. NCBI's taxonomy places the organism in Eukaryota, Viridiplantae, Streptophyta, Magnoliopsida, Poales, Poaceae. The transcript has 5 exons. Bases 390 to 2114 code for a protein of 574 amino acids. Gene Ontology annotation, molecular function: double-stranded RNA binding.